AGCACUAGACUGACCAAUGACCAUUUAAAGGUCUGACUCAGAAAUUUUAAAGAAAUUAUUAAAUUACCGACAUAUAUGGAUAUAAUUUUAAUGUUCCAGGCGUAAAAUAAUAAAUAUCUGUACAUACUAAAUAAUGUAAAAUGGCUAUUAAUGUAGACAAGCACAAGCCGACGCUUGUUUCUGCGUGGAAAGAUGUCCUGGAUGAAAAUUCGGAAACCAAUUGGGCUUUGUUUGGUUAUGAUGGAAUGUCUAAUGAUCUCAAGUUUAUAAGUAAAGGAGAUGGAGGUCUGACAGAGCUUGUGGAUGAGUUUAAUAGUGGGAAAAUACAAUAUGCCUUCUUAAAAGUAGACAUUCCAAACAGUAGUAUAUCAAAAUAUGUGCUUAUCAACUGGCAGGGUGAAGGUGCACCAAUUGUUCGUAAAGGUACAUGUGCUAAUCAUGUCAAACAAGUUGCCCAACUAUUCAAUGGCUUCCACACAACAAUGCAUGCUAGAACUGAAGAUGACCUUGAUGAGAAGAUCAUAUUGGAUAAUCUGGCUAAAGCAGGUUCUGCUUUUAACUUUAAAUCAAGUAGACAAGAAGAACUACCACCCAGUGGGCCUGUUGGUACUGCCUAUCAGAAAGUCAAUCCAGUGCAAGAAAUUAAUUCAAAAGAAAGAGAUCAGUUUUGGAUGAAAGAGGAGCAAGAGGAAAAAAAACGCAUCGAAGCUGAACGGAGAAGAAGAGAAGAGGAGAAAAGGAAUGCCGAAGAAAAUGUUCGAAGAAGAGAUGAACGCGAAGCUGCAAAGAGAGCUCAGUCAGAACAGCUAUCAAGAGCGGAGAGUUCAGACGAGCGAGUGAAGUGUAGCGUGAGCGAGAGAUCUAUGGAGGCACGUGAGUUGAUCGGCGCUUCCACCGCCACGGCCCGACGGAUGUUCCAGCAGAACUUGGCGCAAGGACAGCUCACCAGGUCAAUGUCAAGCACACCAGAGAAGCCAGUAAGAAGUUCUGUCAUAGCGCAGCGGAUAAACGCUUUUUCACAGAAUAAUUCACAGCCAAACUCACCAACGCACAUACCUAAAUCUCCCCCCAUUGAUAACGCAAAAACAUCACCGACCAUUGAAAACAAUAAACUUUCAUCGACUGUAAAUAACACUAACUCAAUACAAACCAUAAACAAGAACACCUCCACCGGAGGUGAGUUACCGCCGAUAAAACAAGAAAGCAAGGACAAAUUAAAUGCAAAAGAGACCAUAGAUGAACCAAAGACAAGUCCUCUAAAGAACAUAGAUAAAAUCAAAAUGAGCUUAGAGAGUCCGUCGCAGAUUCAGUAUGAGCCAAUCAUAGAUCCGACAGAUCUGAGCCCCAGUAGUGAAACCGAGCCAAGCUCGUUCACAGCGAUCGGCUAUUCAGAUCUAAAACAAUGUGAACCAAUGAUAAAACAGAAUAUUUUGGAUAACGACAUAUUCGAUGCGUCGUAUUCGAGUUCGAACGAGAAUGAUGACGACGAUUCCGAUAACAAGUUUAGCACGAUAAAGCGUUCUCCAUACAGCAAGUCGAGUGAGAAUGAGUUGAGCAGGCAGAACACCGUGAUUGAGAAUGUACAUUAUAAGAAAGAAAAUGGCGCUACUCAUGAAGACAUAUCACCAGAGAGUAUUGAUGAGAGCUCCAUAUAUGAGGACUUGGAGGAUGAUCAUGGACUGACCGCACGAGCGCUUUACGACUACCAAGCAGCGGAUGAAUCAGAAAUAACAUUUGACCCUGGUGACAUUAUAACCAACAUUGAGCAAAUAGACGCUGGUUGGUGGCAAGGGAUAGGUCCCCAGGGACAUUUUGGCUUGUUUCCAGCUAACUAUGUAGCGCUUUUACCUUGCAACCCCCGUUGAUACUAUCCUGUGUCUUGUCUGACCCCUGCUAAUAUAAAUUACCCACUACCCUUCCAUAUGACUUUACUCAAUGCUUAUCUAAAUGAACUUGCUUUAUGUUCUCCUACUCUAUCUAACCCAGACAAUAGCUUAUAAUAUAUUAUAUAUUUUCUUAACACCGCCUCUGUAAGUAUUAUAUAUUCUAUUAAUAUCAUAAUAAAAUACUUAAUUUACCCCCUCUUAACCUUGUGAAUUGGUAUAUCACCAGUCAUGUUUUUUUAAGUUGAAAGUAUUUUACCUUUAUGUGUCUGCAUAGUCCCCAAUUUAAUUAUUAUUAUUAAAUUACUAUAUUUUAAGAUAUCCAGUUUGUAUAAGUUUACUUUGUUUUCUUGCAUUUUCAUGUUACAUAUGACAUUUAUAUUUUUUAAAAUUUGUACAUUUAAGACACAGCCUACAUUAGAAGUGUUUGGGUGUAGUUUAAAAAAAAUAUUUGCUAACUCUUAAAUGUAUAGAUUCGUCUAAACCUAGCUGUAAUAAUCUUAAGUUGUUUGUAUAAAUCGUAUUAUUAUAGUAUAUUAAAAUAUGGUAUUUUCUGGUAUGAAUAGGCGCGAUCUCAAGCCAUUUUGAUCUCACCAGACCGUUAAGACUCAGAAGGUUUCAGGUAUUAUUUCAGAUAUAAUAAAUCUAUGUACUGCUGUUUUGUACUAAGAACAAACCACUCAAAAUAUUAUAAAUAUUGCGAGUUAUAUUUGUUCGUCCAAGGGCUUUUCUAUAGGCGCAUUUCAAUCAAUCAACAUUCAAGUUUACUUCACGAACUGACUCAAAAUAAUCUGGGGUGCCAGAUUAGAAAAUAUUUAGAUAUAUACAGAAAUCAUCAUGUAACUGCACAUAUACAUCCUUCAAACCAGCACAUAGUUUCUAAGCUAAGAUGAGCUAAUAACAUCUGAGUAACCUCGUUAAUCCCGCCCAUUUACGGUUGUCAGUAAUUGAAUUGUAAACCACGUUUAAAAUUUCGCGCCAAAACUACAUUUCGUCUAACAUGACAGCUGUCCUUCAUUUAUUUACAAAUAAAUCGCUUCGUAUGUAUUGUGGUAUCAAUAGACAUAAUAUAAUGUAAGCGAAUGGUUUCUGAUACCACUGAUCGCAAAUUUUGUAAUAUAUCGCCUGUAGCGACCGGUACCGAUUGCUAAUGAUAUCAUCUUAUUACCGACGUUUCGUGACCUUUGCAGAGCACGAUUUCAGGGAUUUCAUAAUAAAAAAAUUAACUUUUUCGCAACAACUAAUUGUAAAGAUGCCGUUACAGUUACACUCGUUUAACCGCCAGUUGCAGAAAGCAUAUUUAAAGUUAAUGUUUCGUUAUAUCACAUGCUAUCUUUGACUGUCAAAAUGAAAAAGAAAGUGACUGUAUUAUAUUUAAUUAAACAUUAACUUUAUGGAUGCUUUGUGCGACUGGCGGUAAAUCCUUUAAAAGUAUUUUAUUUAAAUGUGUAAGACAUUAAAAUCUUCGUGAGACAACACAUAAAAACUUAUACUGUGAAUCGUGUUUAUCAUGUUGUCUUCAAGAAAUUCGACGCAAUGAUAAAAAUGUUCACUCAUUUUGAUUUUUAGCUUUGCUUUGACGCUUCAAUUAGUUUCCGAGAUAUGGGAUUGUAAACAUAUGCGCUUGGCGCGAGUUUCGACCGGCCGGUGCUUGCUACAUGUGACGUCAUAAGUCAACACUCGCGCAAUACUUUGCGCGCUCCGGUACGGGUCACUAGGAGAUUAAACAAAUAUUGUUUGGAAUGUUAAAUUUUGAUAAAAGAAAGUCAUGUGAUGUGCCGGAAUGUAAAAACCCCACCCCUUUAUAAGGAAAUAAAGGAGUGAGUGUUGACCUAUGACGUCACACAGCGGCUGCGCGCCUGCGCGGUAAAUAAAUGGGGACUUUACAUGUGUGUAAAAUCUAAACUAGUAGGUAUUUUGAAAUGAAACAAAGACCAGUGUAUUUAUAUACAUAUAGACUUUAUUGUGACAGUUUUAAGUGAUUUUGCAUACCCAUUAACAUUCUUCUUUGGCAACGUCAUGAUACCGUCGAGACUAACGUCAUGAGCGAAAUGGUUAGUCGUUCGCAGAUAAAGUCCAAGCUAAAGAAUGUAAAUACAAAAUGACUUAUUGAAAACAUUUUUAAUUACAUUUAUAUCAUUACCACCGAUUUUUAGAGCUGCUUAUCUUGAGAUUGAGAAGAAUCUUGAAGUUCUUUUUUUAAUUUAUUUUUCUGCCUGUAUAUGUAUACAAAAUCAAUGGUACAAUACUUUCUGCCUAGUUUUCAAGGUCGCGUCUAUUCUUAUUCAAACACCAUAUUUGAAAUGAUUCCAGAACACAGUGCUAUAUUGUAUGCAAUAAAUUUUUUGUUAAUUAUAGAUGUGCAGUUUAAUCCGUAAAUAUAUUUUGUUUUGUUCAACAAACUUCUGUAAGGUAGUGAGGGUAUAACCGAAAAGGCAGCAAAGACAAAAUUGCUGGUUUGCCCUAUUAUAUACGAACUUCUCUUUGUGAAGGCAAAACCUGCUUUUAACCUGAACCAUUCAAAUAUAGAUUAAACAAUAUAAUAUUAGAUAUGGUUUUGUCGAGUAACAACAUUUUUAAAUUGCAUUUUUUUAUUAUACUGCUAUUUGGACUGAUCCUUAAAUGCUUUCCAAGACUGACUUAUGUCAUAAAAAUGAGUCAAACCUAUGUAAUUACUUAGAAUAUACUUAAGUAUUAUAAAUUUAUUAGUUUAAUUAAAUUAUUUGAUUUGUGUGAUUCGGAUUCGUGUAAUAUAAUUAUUGUAGUUGAUAAUGACUAUUUGUAACCCCCAAAAUUGUGUCUUAGUAGGUAGUGCCAAUGCGAUUUGUACCCAAUUUUAUACCCAUUUUGUACCAGUUUUAUCUAAAAUCAAAAAAAAAUAUUCACUGCUAUUUUAAAUUGAAUUAUUAUCCUCUUAGUAAAUAGGGCCUCUUAAAUCGCAUUUAGUUUAAAACAAAAUUGAUGAGAACAACAUUAUUUUAUUUAUAAUCAAGGUUUUAGUUAAUUAUAAAUUCCGAACGAAUGAUGAGCUAAUGACCCGUAUAGGAAUUUCAAAUGUCAGUGUGUGUCAGUUGCAGUCCCUCAGAUAAAGAACCAGCUCAAGAUACCUUUACCUAGUUCUAUUGAAUCCUUUUCCGUAUUCUAAUCAGUACGGGCGAACAACAAACAAACUCAGUAAUCAUAACUCCGGCUAAUCGGCGUUGAACACAGAUCUACCCAGAAAGAUUUGGAAGUGCUGAAGGGACUAAAAACCUACAUUGAUAUAAUAAUUUUGUUUUGAGCAAGAAAUUAAUUUUUAUAAGUGCAAUAAUUUAUGGGAAAUUUAAUAUACGAAAAGCGGCGCCAAUUGGUCAAUGGCGACAUAUGUAAAUUUUCAACCAAUCAUCAUCCAUUAUGAAUUAUGACGUCAUUAUUCGUGCUAACCAAGCGCGUCAUAUUGCAGUAGUUUAAAUUAGUGUCUGCAUCGAUUUCUUAAAUACUUUAGUGUUUCUUUACGACGUUUCAUAUUUUUUAUAAUUAUAUAGCAAUGUUAACUAUCUAAAUACGUACAUUUAAUGUCAUUUGAUUUUAUCUGAUUUAGCCAAUUAGUAUGAUUUAAUAUCCCUCGCAAUUGCAAUUGAGAUUGCUGACACAUGACCCUAAUAAUUUCCGAAAGAUUUAAGUGAGUAUGAAUAUUAGAAAAUGUUUGUCCACAUUAAACUUUACAGCCUAGGACAUAAUGAAUAGUUGUUUUUUUUUUUACAAUUUUAACUCCACUUUAAAAGUUUUAAUUGUAGAAACGCCAUAAACAUGUCUUCAUUUUAUUCGGCAGAGCUGUUUUAUACUUCGUUUUGGUGGGCUCCAUAACGAAAUAUUUUUUGAUUAGAUUAAUAUAUUUAAAUAUGAAGCAUAUCGUUAUGAUUGUUAGUAAAUGUAUGUUUUGUAAAUAUCUAAUUUAUCAGUCUGUAACUACAAUUUUUCGGGUCGCUCAUUUAAUAAUGCGUUUAUAAAUUAUUUCAUGUUAACAGGUAUUCUGAAUUUGUAUUUUAGUUUUAUUUUUAAUCAUCAUUUUUCAAUUAUUUUGAAGCAACUGUGACAUACAAUGUGUAUGGUGCUCUGAUUUUAGUAUAGUGUACAUUUGUAUCCUAAAAUAUUUUCGAAGUAAACAAUAUUCAUUUUAA
Leptidea sinapis is the source of this 6043-nucleotide messenger RNA. It is a transcript of the gene Abp1, whose product is annotated as drebrin-like protein. The record is from RefSeq and is a predicted model, not a curated record. The coding region runs from base 141 to 1865 and encodes 574 amino acids. NCBI's taxonomy places the organism in Eukaryota, Metazoa, Arthropoda, Insecta, Lepidoptera, Pieridae. Gene Ontology annotation, biological process: neuron projection morphogenesis; positive regulation of axon extension; postsynaptic actin cytoskeleton organization. The transcript is spliced from 9 exons. Gene Ontology annotation, molecular function: actin filament binding. Gene Ontology annotation, cellular component: site of polarized growth; postsynaptic density; postsynaptic membrane.